Messenger RNA from Pezoporus flaviventris, 4225 nucleotides. RefSeq names its product 5-oxoprolinase, ATP-hydrolysing (gene OPLAH). Gene Ontology annotation, molecular function: 5-oxoprolinase (ATP-hydrolyzing) activity. Bases 1 to 4110 code for a protein of 1369 amino acids. The transcript has 27 exons. Lineage: Eukaryota; Metazoa; Chordata; Aves; Psittaciformes; Psittacidae. The record is from RefSeq and is a predicted model, not a curated record. Gene Ontology annotation, cellular component: cytosol. Gene Ontology annotation, biological process: glutathione metabolic process.
AUGAGAAACGUCACUCAGAGGCCACGCCCCCGCGCUACGCCCCCCUCUGAGGCCACGCCCCCCGUGGCCGGUGAACGGGAGCCGGAGGCCGACCCGAGCCGAGCGGAGGCCGAACCGAGCCGAGCCGAGCCCCCGGUGCCCGGAGCCGUCCCCCAUGGCUGCCGAGGGCCCCGUGCCCGGCCCCGCCGGGUUCAGUUCGCCAUCGACCGCGGCGGGACCUUCACGGACGUGUUCGCUCGCUGCCCCGGCGGCGGCGUCCGCGUCCUCAAGCUGCUCUCCGAGGACCCGGCCUACGCAGAUCCGCCCACCGAGGGCAUCCGCCGCGUCCUGGAGGAGGAGCUGGGGGUGCCGCUGCCCCGGGAGCAGCCGCUGGACGCGGCCGGUAUCGAGUGGAUCCGGAUGGGGACCACGGUGGCCACCAACGCGCUGCUGGAGCGCCGGGGCGAGCGCGUGGCGCUGCUGGUGACCCGCGGCUUCCGCCACCUCCUGCACAUCGGCACCCAGGCGCGGCCGCGCAUCUUCGACCUGGCGGUGGCGGUGCCCGAGGUGCUGUACGAGGAGGUGAUCGAGGUGGACGAGCGGCUCAUCCCGCUCCAGCCGCGCUGCCGCCUCCCGGGCACAGAGUCGCUCCCGGUGCUCCAAGGAUCCAUGGGGGUGUCGCUGGUGCUGCAGCGGCCGCUGGAGCUCUCGGCGCUGCGGCGGGAGCUGGAGGGGGUGCGGGACCGCGGCAUCCGCAGCCUGGCCGUGCUGCUGCUGCACUCCUACGCGUGGCCGGGCCAUGAGCAGCGAGUGGCGGCGCUGGCGCGGGAGCUGGGCUUCGAGCACGUGUCGCUGUCCUCGGCCGUGGCGCCCAUGGUGCGCGCGGUGCCGCGCGGCUUCACCGCCUGCGCCGAUGCCUACCUGAGCCCCUGCAUCCAGCGGUACCUGCACGGCUUCCGCGCCGGCUUCCGGCACCGCCUGCAGGGGGUGCCGGUGCUGUUCAUGCGCUCGGACGGGGGCCUCACGCCGAUGGAGAAGUUCUCCGGUGCCAGCUCCAUCCUGUCGGGCCCGGCCGGCGGCGUUGUUGGCUAUGCCAUGACCACGUACGACCACGGUGACGGCACACCCGUCAUAGGCUUUGACAUGGGAGGCACCUCCACCGACGUCAGCCGCUAUGCCGGUGAGUACGAGCACGUCUUCGAGGCCACCACAGCCGGUGUCACCAUCCAGGCGCCGCAGCUCGACAUCAACACGGUGGCGGCCGGCGGCGGCUCCCGGCUCUUCUUCAGGUCUGGGCUCUACGUGGUUGGCCCUGAGUCAGCCGGUGCCCACCCCGGCCCCGCGUGUUACCGCAAGGGGGGUCCAUUGACCAUCACUGAUGCCAACCUCUGCCUUGGCCGCCUCCUUCCCGAGUACUUCCCACGGAUCUUUGGCCCCGGCGAGGACCAGCCCCUGUGCCGGGACACGGUGGCACAGGCGUUCCAAGCCAUGGCCGCCGACAUCGCCGCCUUCACCGCCAGCACCGCCGGUGACACCGGCACCAGUGCCACCAGUGCCCCCGCCACCCCCAGUGCCCCACAGCCCCUGUCAGUGGAGGAGGUGGCCAUGGGCUUCGUGCGUGUGGCCAAUGAAGCCAUGUGCCGGCCCAUCCGCGCCCUCACGCAGGCCCGAGGCCAUGACACUGCCCGGCACGUGCUGGCGUGUUUCGGGGGCGCCGGGGGGCAGCACGCGUGUGCCAUUGCCCGCGCCCUUGGCAUGAGCCGUGUCUUCAUCCACAGGCACAGCGGGCUGCUGUCUGCCGUGGGGCUGGCGCUGGCGGAUGUGGUGCACGAGGCACAGGCUCCCUGUGCCCUUCCCUACGCUCCCGACUCCUUCCCACACCUGGACCGGCGCAUCCAGGAGCUGGAGCAGGAAUGCCGGGAUGUGCUGCAGGAGCAGGGCUUCAGCCUGGAGCAGAUCCGCACGGAAUCCUUCCUACACCUGCGCUAUGAAGGCACCGACUGCGCCCUCAUGUGCUCGGCCAAGGGGCACCCGGCCACCGCCGGCUCCUGCCGCGCCGGGGACUUCCUCAGCGCCUUCACCAGCCGGUACCGGCUGGAGUUCGGGUUCACGAUCCCGGACCGGGCCGUGCUCGUGGAUGACGUCCGGGUGCGCGGCACCGGCUCCAGCGGCAGCAGCGCCCGAAGCCCCCUGAGCCCCAGCGGGGAGCCCCCCCCCGUGGAGACGGUGACGCGGUGCUACUUCGAGGAGGGGUACAUGGACACCCCCGUGUUCCUGCUGCAGGCGCUGGCCUCUGACCACAGCAUCCCCGGGCCAGCCAUCAUCAUCGACAACAACAGCACCAUCGUGGUGGAACCGGGCUGCACCGCCAGCAUCACCCGCGUCGGGGACAUCUCCAUCGCCGUGGGGUCGGUGGCCACACGCCCCAUCGGCCCCCAGCUCGACCCCGUGCAGCUCUCCAUCUUCUCCCACCGUUUCAUGAGCAUCGCAGAGCAGAUGGGCCGCAUCCUGCAGCGCACGGCCAUCUCCACCAACAUCAAGGAGCGCCUGGACUUCUCCUGCGCGCUCUUCGGGCCGGAUGGGGGGCUCGUGUCCAACGCGCCCCACAUCCCCGUGCACCUCGGCGCCAUGCAGGAGGCCGUCCAGUUCCAGAUCCGGAACCUGGGUGAGGACCUGCGGGACGGGGACGUGAUCCUGAGCAACCACCCGUGUGCGGGGGGCAGCCACCUGCCCGACCUCACCGUCAUCACCCCGGUCUUCUGGCCGGGCAUCCCCAGCCCCGUGUUCUUCGUGGCCAACCGCGGGCACCACGCGGACAUCGGCGGCAGCACCCCCGGCUCGAUGCCCCCCCACUCCAAGACGCUGCGGGAGGAAGGAGCCGUCUUCAUCUCCUUCAAGCUGGUCAAGGACGGGGUGUUCCAGGAGGAGGCGGUGGCCGCGGCGCUGCAUGCCCCGGGGCAGGUCCCGGGCUGCAGUGGGACACGGAACCUGCGCGACAACGUGUCGGACCUGCGCGCGCAGGUGGCCGCCAACCGCGCCGGCGCUGAGCUGGUGACGGCGCUGAUCCGGCAGCACGGGCUCAGCACCGUGCAGGGCUACAUGCGGCACGUCCAGGACACCGCGGAGCGCUGUGUUCGGGACAUGCUCCGAGCCUUCUGGGCGCGCUGGGGCGCGGAGCUGGGGGCUGAGGACGGGCUGGACGAUGGGAGCCGCCUGCGGCUGCGAGUGCGGCUGCAGCCCGAGGGCAGCGCCGUGUUUGACUUCUCGGGCACGGGCCCCGAGGUGCUGGGGAACUGGAACGCGCCGCGCGCCGUCACCCUGGCCGCCAUCAUCUACUGCCUGCGCUGCAUGGUGGGGCAGGAGCUGCCCCUCAACCAGGGGUGCCUGGCCCCCGUGCGCGUGCUCAUCCCCAAGGGCUCCAUCCUGGACCCCUCGCCCGAGGCCGCCGUGGUGGGGGGCAACGUCCUCACCUCCCAGCGCGUCGUGGACGUCAUCUUCAAGGCCUUCGGCGUGUGCGCAGCCUCCCAGGGCUGCAUGAACAACGUCACCUUCGGCACUGCCCGCUCCGGGUACUACGAGACGGUGGCGGGCGGGGCCGGGGCGGGCCCUGGCUGGCACGGCCGCAGCGGGGUGCACACGCACAUGACCAACACCCGCAUCACCGACCCCGAGAUCCUGGAGCAGCGGUACCCGGUGGUGCUGCAGCGCUUCGGGCUGCGGGCGGGCUCGGGAGGCGCCGGGCGCUGGCGCGGCGGGGACGGCCUGGUCCGGGAGCUGCUGUUCCGGGAGCGGCUGGAGCUGGCGGUGCUGAGCGAGAGGAGGGUGCUGAGGCCCUACGGGCUCUGCGGGGGCAGCCCCGGUGCCCCAGGCCUGAACCUGCUGCUGCGCCGCGACGGGAGAACCCUCAACCUGGGGGGCAAGAGCUCCGUGUCGGUGGAGCCGGGGGACGUUUUCCGCCUCCUGACCCCCGGUGGCGGCGGCUUCGGAGCCCCCGAGGACGGGCCCGGGGCCGGGGCUGAGGAUGGGGCCGGGGACAGAGCCCGGGGGGGGGGCCCGGUGCCACCGCCCCCCCCCAGCUUCACCGAGCGCGGCAGCGUCUUCGAGUACCGGCGGGCGCAGGAGAGCGUCUGAGGGGCUGCCCCACAACUGCGGCCAUGGGGCUGCCCCACGGCGCACAGCGCACCCCAUGGGCUGCCCCACGGCACACAGCGCACCCCAUGGGCUGCCCCACAACUGCGGCCAUGGG